UCGUGCUGAAAGAAAUCACUUCUACACCCAAACGAGCCACUGCCUAUAAAAAAGCGUUCAGUGCAAGUAAAUCCAAAGAGAAGGUACAACUAACACCGCAACAAGUGUUAUUAAUGUUCAUUGAAGCAGACUUAUCAAAGAGGCAGUACGAAAUCAUAAGAAGUUAUAAUCCAUCUAUGUAUCCAUGCUACAGUAAGAUCCAAGAAGUGAAAAAAGAGUGUUACCCCGACAAAGAAUCUAUUACUGUCACCGAAACUUUAGCAGAUAUUAAGCUUCAGAAUUUGAUGGAUCACACUAUAUCCAGAUUACUGACAGAUCUUUACGAAGUAGUUAAAACGCUUGACGAAGAAGAAAGAAAUGCCUUGGAACUCAUAUGUAAAUGGGGAUGCGAUGGAGCGCAACAAGCGCAAUUCAAACAAAAAUUUGUAUGUGACUCCGACACGAGCGCUAACUUGUUCCAAAGCUCACUUAUCCCUUUACGGCUUAUUUGUUCCUUAAAUGGAAAAAUACUAUGGCAGAACCCCACUCCUUCAUCUCCUCGUUAUUGCCGCCCAAUAAGGCUGAGAUUUAUAAAAGAAACCGCAGAUGUGACAAGAGAAGAAAUAUCAUAUAUCAAAGAUGCUUCAAAAAAUUUGAACAAAACGAAAGUCCAAAUGAAAGAAAAUACAAUGAUGUUGACCAUGGUCGAUGGAAAGGUGUGCAACUCUGUGACAAGCACAUCAUCUACAAUGAGAUGCUACAUAUGUGGCUUAACUUCAAAGGAUUUUAACUGUAUCCAAAAAAAGGGGACAGUUAAUGUGGAAACUUUUGAGUUUGGUUUAUCUAUUCUUCAUGCCCAAAUACGAUUUUUUGAAGCUGUUUUACAUUUGGCCUAUAAACUACCAGUACAAAAGUGGCAGCUCAGAAGCGAUGAAGAAAAAGAAAAAGUCAAACUCAGAAAACUCGCAAUCCAAAGCGAAUUUAAGUCAAAGAUGGGUCUCAUUGUAGAUGUCCCAAAGGCAAAUUUCGGCAACACGAAUGACGGCAAUACCAGUAGAUGAUUUUUUGCAAACCACGAACUAUCUGCACAAAUUACUGGUAUAGGCGCGACAUUUAUCUAUCCCCUGAAAAUUAUUCUGGAAGUUUUGUCGAGUGAGCAUGAGCUGUAUCCUUGGCAUCCGAUGACCCCCACGCUCCACAAAAUACUAAUCCAUGGGCCUCAAGUAAUAAGACAUGCUUUGCUGCCAAUCGGACAACUGUCUGAGGAGGCUGCUGAAGCCAGGAACAAAUACAUACGCCUCUAUCGCCAAAACUUCGCAAGAAAAUUUUCUCGACAAGAAUGUAACGCGGACAUAUUAAACAGACUUCUUUUAAACUCGGAUCCUGUAAUGACGGGAAUGAGACCGAGAAGAAGAAAGUUGUCGGAACCUUUCUCAAAACACACCAUAUCAAUGCUACAGUCGACUGUAUUUAAUUAGUAUUUACUGUAGUUGGUAUUAAUUAAUAUUGUAGUUAGUAUUAAUUAUUAUUGUUGUAGUUGUCAAAACCUUUCUCAAAGGACACCAUAUUAUUGCUACAGUCGACUGUAGUUAAUUAGUAUUGACUGUAUUAAUUGCUAUCAUGUUAGAAACAUGAUUACAAACCAAAAAUAAUUUUGGCCGCCCAGAUUGAUGAAAUACUCUAUGUGCGACGGUCCCCUUCAUUCAUUUUGUGAACAUAAAUCGGUGCUUGAAUCAUUGUCGCCUUCUCUACAGGUAGAAGCCAAAAGAUAUAUUUAUAAUACCGUCAGUAAGUACGAAUUACUAGCAGUCCAAAGUAAGGUACAGCAUAACAAUCAUUACGAUUAUCUUGGAUCAAGUAGCACGCAUUCAUCUACUAGCACUCCCUUUCCACGGGAGAGUCCUCUAUCAGUACAUACAGAUAUGUCAAAUUCUAAUCCUUUUAACUCUCCACCGAUGCAGUCCCCAGAAAGUUUUUUACCGCCCCAAACUAGCACCGAUUGUCCGCAAGGAGCUGAAGAUAAAGCUGAUGAUAAAAUAGAUUUUGAAUCAGGACUUUUAAAGUUGUAAAUUACAAUAGCGUUUAGACUGAAAUUGUAAAA
Molecule: messenger RNA, 2080 nt
Organism: Anthonomus grandis grandis
Lineage: Eukaryota; Metazoa; Arthropoda; Insecta; Coleoptera; Curculionidae
Exons: 4
Coding region: 114-1040 (308 amino acids)
Source: RefSeq, a predicted model, not a curated record